This is a messenger RNA of Juglans regia (Persian walnut), 1170 nucleotides long. RefSeq lists its product as uncharacterized. Gene Ontology annotation, molecular function: nucleic acid binding; zinc ion binding. The record is from RefSeq and is a predicted model, not a curated record. The transcript has 2 exons. Lineage: Eukaryota; Viridiplantae; Streptophyta; Magnoliopsida; Fagales; Juglandaceae. The coding region runs from base 1 to 1170 and encodes 389 amino acids.
AUGGUGAGACCAAGGAGGCCAACUGAUGUGCCCGAGGAUGACCUACCAAGGGGUGAUGGAAAUUACGCCAUGGCCAGGGUGUUAAAUAGGAUGACGGAGUUCCUCCAACAGAAUUUUCGGCCACAGCAAGGAGAACAGUACAGGGUGAUGCAGGCCGGGUGCACCUAUGAGCGCUUCUUAGCGCAUAGGACCCCUACCUUUACUGGUGAAGAGGAUCCAUUACGGGCUAGAAGGUGGAUUCAAGAUCUGGAAAUAACGUUUGAAGUCUAUGGAUGCACUGAGGCCCAGAUCGUAUUAUAUGGAAGCUAUAUGCUGCAAGGUGAAGCGCCAAAUUGGUGGGAGACUAAGCAGUCACUCUUAGAAAUGGAGUUGGGAUCCUUGGCUGCUGUGUCUUGGCAGUGUUUUAAGAAAGAAUUUGAUGACCGAUUCUUCCCUGUUUCGGUGAGACGACAAAAGGCUCGGAAGUUCAAUAAUUUGGUUCAAGGAGACAUGACUGUCGAGCAGUAUGCAUGGAAAUUUAUGGAGCUUGGACGGUUCGCUCCUCACCUCAUUGCUACUGAAGAGAUGCGGGCUGAACGUUUCCAAGAAGGGUUGCUCCCUCAAAUCCGCAGACAGGUCGCGUGCCUGGAAAUCCAGAACUUUCAGAGGUUGGUCAAUGUGGCCUCUAUUGCUGAGCGAGAGCAAGGUGCUGUGGUAGGCUCCCCUUCGGGUAAGAAACGACUUAACGUUAAUGGUGAAGGGAGCAGCUCUGGGUCGCCACAGAAGUUUGUGCAAAGGACUGGGGCCCGAGUGCAGGCAGCCUCCGGCAUACGUAUGGGGGGCCGAGCUCCAGUUUGUGGCAGAUGUAACAGAGCUCACGAGGGUGAGUGCCGUCAGGGUAGGAACCAAUGUUUUGAGUGCGGCCAAACGGGACACUUUUAUCGUGAGUGCCCUGGUCGGAUCCAAGGGAAUCAGGGUGGUCAUCAAGCUGGUAGAACUAAUCAGAGACAAGUAGUUCAAGCUCGGAUGUAUGCGGUGACUCCUGGUAGUGCUGACGACGAGAUUCCAGAGACUCAGGACGCUGGAGUUAUGGCAGGGGAAACCGAGACUUGCAAUAGAGGUUACGACACGUUGGGCAGUUGCUUCGGGUGGCUGGGCAGUGGGCACGGUGAUGAUUUUCAGAGUGGCUGA